AAUAAACGUGCAAGAUUUCAAUUUCGUUUGGAUGUAACACUGUCGUCCCCAUCACCGCCAUGGGAAGGUGGCUUUGCGUUUUGACUCUCGCUUUCCUGCCCUUCGGGUUAGCCCAGAUUGAGAAUGUUGAACGUUCACCGCGGUGGGUGCCUUCCAGUGACCCGUACCAAGAGCGCGUCGUCAGCAUGCUGCCAGGCUCUGAUUUCCUCUACCCUGCGCCCCCUGCUUCGCCCUUUGACUUUGCACCACCCCUGAUGCCUGCCCAGUAUUAUCAGCCGCCGCCGCAACCUCCUCCGCAACAACCUGCUCCAAUAAUCAUUCCGGUCCCUUCCAGCUCCGAAAAGCAAGAGCAAAGCUCAAAGGAUUUGGAUGUGGGUCUGUACACCGGCAUGGACAUCCCGUGGACGCACAUCCCUCCAUUCAGCACCACUUAUAAAGCAGGCCUCGGAGCGCAAACCCCGCCACCCUUGGUGUCCACCGCGAUGGCCUACCCCUCAUACAGUGGCAUGUCUUAUCCCGCCGCACCGCAGCCACAAGCGUACUAUCCGCAACCCCCGGCCUACUACCCACCAGCCCUUUUCGGGGGACCGUUCGGCCACUGGCACCCUCGAUCUGUGCCUUAUCCGUACAAUAUGAGGCAACAGGGUGGAUUUGGAGUCAGGAGGGAGGACGACGAUGUCAAGUUGACUAUGCACGUUCCGAAAGAUGGAGCGCCUGGAGGCAUUUUAGUUAUGGAAAUGAAAGCCAACGUGUAUCGUCCAGUGUACUAAAAAUGCUGCGGAUGAUCUGUCGCUUGCCUCAAAGUAAAAAAUAAAACAGGCUUGUCUGCGAAAAUAUUACAAAUGA
Cloeon dipterum is the source of this 846-nucleotide messenger RNA. RefSeq lists its product as uncharacterized. The record is from RefSeq and is a predicted model, not a curated record. The transcript has 4 exons. NCBI's taxonomy places the organism in Eukaryota, Metazoa, Arthropoda, Insecta, Ephemeroptera, Baetidae. Bases 60 to 770 code for a protein of 236 amino acids.